AUGGAAACUGCUCCACCAGUCUAUUCUAAUAUUGAACUUAUCUGUCAAGGUGCUGAAGCGCGUCUAUUCCGAUGUUUGUACUUUGGCCAUCGUGCUAUACUCAAAGAACGUUUUGUUAAAACAUAUCGCCAUCCUGAUCUUGAUCAGACAGUAACACUUCAACGGCUCAAAGGAGAAGUACGUUUAUUGACACGUGCCAAACAAUUAGGCAUUCAUACACCGGCCAUCUAUCAUAUCGAUUGGGCUAGACGUGCAAUUAUUAUGGAAGAUUUACAUGAAGCACGUACUGUAAAAUCUGUUAUUGAUCAAUUGAUUCAAGAACAAAACACUGCUCAACUUGAAAACUUAGCACAACAAAUUGGUGCCAUUAUAGCACGUCUUCAUCAAGCACAAAUCGUACACGGUGAUUUGACAACAUCAAACAUGCUUUUGAAAGACAAUGGUCAACUUUAUCUCAUUGAUUUUGGUUUAAGUGCACAUGUAACAAAUAAGGCUCAAAUGCUUGAAGCUCUUGCUGUCGACUUAUAUGUUUUGGAACGAGCUAUCAUUUGCACACAUCACAAAGCAAAACAUUUUUUUUCGAAUAUUCUUUUGGCAUAUAAGAGUUCUAUUAGUGAUGAAAAAUUGCGUACAUUAACAAUGCAUAAAUAUGAAGAAGUACGUGCAAGAGGACGAAAACGAAGUAUGGUCGGUUAG
Rotaria socialis is the source of this 696-nucleotide messenger RNA. NCBI's taxonomy places the organism in Eukaryota, Metazoa, Rotifera, Eurotatoria, Philodinida, Philodinidae. The record is from the annotation of a GenBank genome assembly.